Messenger RNA from Linum tenue, 300 nucleotides. NCBI's taxonomy places the organism in Eukaryota, Viridiplantae, Streptophyta, Magnoliopsida, Malpighiales, Linaceae. The record is from the annotation of a GenBank genome assembly.
UUCACUUUCCUGCGACCAAACUAUCGUCUCGGCAGGGGGAGUCUUCAAAUUGGGUUUCUUCAAGCCUGGGAAAUCAGAAAAUUAGUGCAUAGGGAUUUGGUACAAGCAAGUUUCUCCAAGGACAGUGACGAAACAGAGAAGAGCCUGCUACUGGCCCCUUCUCAAGCUGUGGCCAAACCGGUCACUCGAGCUCCGGAACAUGUACACUGCUUUCAAGGCGAGCGAAUCUUUCUCUGGGCGUGUUUCCGGCUCCAUGUUGGAGAUGAAAUUGAAGCUCAUGAGCCUUUCUUAUGUGGAUAA